GCGUGCGCGCCUCUCUGAAAAUACUGUCCAUUGUUCCCCUCGGACCAAUCAGUGCUAGACAUUGUCCAAAUGAUGGACCAAUCAUAAUGCACUGGCCGUGCCUCGACUCCGCCUACAACUCUAUAUUAAAGGCUCCCCGGUCGGGCCGGGUUGCCACUGGCACUAUAAGUCUUUUUUUUCUUUUACACUGGUGGGACUGAGUGGAUCGUAUCAUUAUUUUUUCUGAUCCCCUAUAACAUUUGUUACAUUAGGCUAAAACAGAAACAUGGCUGACACAAAAGUCGACAAGAAGGAGAUCUCUGCCAAGGACCUGAAAGAGAAGAAGCUUGUUGAGGAGGCAGAAAAUGGAAAAGAUGCCCCAGCCAAUGGGAAAAAAGCUAAGGAGGCUGAGGAGAAUGGAGAUGUAGAGGAUGUAGACGAGGAGGAGGAUGUGGGAGAGGAGGAGGAUGAGGAAGAGGAUGUUGAGGGCGACGAAGAUGAUGAAGAUGACGAUGAGGUCGAGGGUCGCGCAGGCAAGAGGGCGGCGGAAGAUGAUGAAGAUGAUGAUGAUGAUGAUGAGGAGGAUGUUGGAACGAAGAAGCAGAAAACCGAUGAUGAUUAAGAGUUGUGUUUCAACCCGCUGGAAGCCCCUGUAACCUCUCUCCUAGACCACCGAGCGUUUUGGAGGGAAACUGUGGUCAUCAUCAAGUAGAGUUCAACGUCCGUGUACACACACCCAAUGUCCGUGUACACACACACCCAACUGCAAAUUUUUUAGAAUACCCAAGACUUCAAAGUUCUACCUUCUUAACAAGAUACAGUACUUUAAAAGGAGAAUUUGUUUGUAUUUUUAUUUACAUUUUAUAUUUUUGUACAUAUUGUUAGGAGGUCAGCCAUUUUUCGACAGUGAUCUCUGGUUACCAAACGGUGCUUUGGAGUUGAUGCUUCUCUAUGAAAUAGACUUUACUUGUGGUUUGACCAUGUCAUGUUAUCUCAACACAAACUUGUACAAAUUUCAGAAAACAAUUAAAUUUAAAGCAUUCCAGUAACUUUGUAUUUGUACUUUAGUUGUACCAUACGUAGUUGGUUUGUAUGAGAUGGCAAGGCCAAAGAAAAGAGGUUUCUUUUCUUUUAUGUCGUUUAAAUUGCUGUCUGUUGUGGCCUGUUCAAUGUACGUGUGAAUUUGUUGUAAGACAAUAAACCAGAAUUUUAGUUUGUGAGCACUUCUGAUUAGUUUUUUUUUUUGUUUAAUUUUUCUUCAGUUUUUUGACCCGUCGUAGAUGAGACUUCAUAAUGUUAUGUUACAGUCAGCCUCCUCAACUAUGAACAUCAUCAUACAGCUUUUGGCUCUAUAAUCUAUAAAAGUAUCCUUUUCAGAUAUGCUGUUCAUGUGUUUUAUUGAGCUGUUAGAACUGUACAUCAUUGUAAAUUAUUCAUGCCAUAAAGACUUCAAGAUCUGGUAAAUUAUAUUGCAUUUAAUAAAUUUACCUGAGUGAA
Salmo salar (Atlantic salmon) is the source of this 1476-nucleotide messenger RNA. RefSeq lists its product as uncharacterized. Gene Ontology annotation, cellular component: nucleus. Lineage: Eukaryota; Metazoa; Chordata; Actinopteri; Salmoniformes; Salmonidae. The record is from RefSeq and is a predicted model, not a curated record. Gene Ontology annotation, biological process: negative regulation of apoptotic process; positive regulation of transcription by RNA polymerase II. Gene Ontology annotation, molecular function: histone binding.